AUGUCAAGGAACGAGGAUAUUCUGAAGGCUCAUGCAGAGCCAGUAUCGGCGAUGGAGCCUCCUCCUUCAUAUGAUUUCGAACAAACUCAACAUACUCUACAAGACAGCCAAAUCAACGCACCGGAAGCUUUAUCUGUUCUUGUACUUGACGACUGCAAGAUAUACUCUAUAUUCGCUCCGGGUCGCAUCCUCUAUGAACUCAGCAAUCCCCCAUGCGAAGCAACUCGCACAGUCUAUGGCGUUGAAAAGAUACGAUACCGUGUGGUGAACGAUGGCGCUGAGCCGAAGCUCAAGCAUGUUGUCGGUCAUAUCUAUGACAUGGGACAUGACCUUUUGACCCUAUCAAGGAAUGUGGCCAUCACCGGGCAAACAAGCCAAAAGCGUACCUAUAAGAACGUGAUCAUGUCUCGAAGGCUCGGAGGGGGUAUAAAAGUUGACGGACUGCUCCAGGCGGAGGCUCCACUGAGAGAUCGGUUGAACCAAGGUCGGAACAAUACUGUUGUGUGGAAAGAUGAUACAGGGCAGACCAUUGCUGUUGAGACACGGCUGCAGCGCGACAAGGACAACAAUAUCCUAGAACUUCCACGGCUCUCUAUCAAGGCUAGCAUUGAAGAGAAGCUCUACGAUUUGUUGGUUACCUGCUGGUGCGGAAGUAUAUGGAAGGAAGCCGAGAAAGAUCUGAAAGAGCCACUGAGUUGGGGAAAAUUCAAGCAUAUUGCAUCUACGAUGCCCAACAAGGCCCCGGGUAUGUGGUAUGGUGGUAGCACAGGAUGA
Molecule: messenger RNA, 774 nt
Organism: Fusarium sp. VM40
Lineage: Eukaryota; Fungi; Ascomycota; Sordariomycetes; Hypocreales; Nectriaceae
Source: the annotation of a GenBank genome assembly